AUGAAUGUCACAAUCUUCUACACGAGCAUUCAAUAUAAGCUCGUUAUUUACAGGUUCCUGAGAGAAGUCGUGAAUCUGAGACCUGAACUGAUGUUUCAGUAUACACUGAAACCGACCUGUCUUCGCAGAAACAGUAGCGGAGAUCAUUCCCGGCUAGCUUACUUCGGGAGUGUCCCAACCCCUCGUUUACGCUCCCAAGCCCUGGAACACCGACCGCGAUGA
Gryllus bimaculatus (two-spotted cricket) is the source of this 222-nucleotide messenger RNA. Lineage: Eukaryota; Metazoa; Arthropoda; Insecta; Orthoptera; Gryllidae. The record is from the annotation of a GenBank genome assembly.